Strongylocentrotus purpuratus (purple sea urchin) is the source of this 2154-nucleotide messenger RNA. RefSeq names its product ankyrin repeat domain-containing protein 50-like. Gene Ontology annotation, molecular function: protein binding. The transcript has a single exon. The record is from RefSeq and is a predicted model, not a curated record. NCBI's taxonomy places the organism in Eukaryota, Metazoa, Echinodermata, Echinoidea, Camarodonta, Strongylocentrotidae. The coding region runs from base 1 to 2154 and encodes 717 amino acids.
AUGCCACCCCAACAAACAUCCCGUACUUUGAAUACUGGACACAAGGAAGCUCAGAGAGAGCAUUCAGAUGGAGGAAAUAGAGUAUUGUCUAAUACGCCUAGAUUACUUCGACCUGAUGCAGAUACAGAGGACGAAAAUAAAGAGCUGUCACACGGCGAUCUUGAACAUUUGAAUGCCAACACAUCUGCUGAUGUUAAGUGCGUCAAAUUAGAAGAAUGUUCAUCUUCUCUGCUAUUCAACCCUGACAUAGAUCAGAUGGAUGAGGAGGGAUACACACCGCUCUACAAGGCAGCUUUAAAAGGUGAUCUCGAAGGUGUUAAAGACCUCAUUUCACAUGGAGCAAACCCAAAUAAACCAAGUAAAGAUGGACUCCGUCCACUUCAUGCAGCGGCUCAUGAAGGACAGGAACACAUUGUUGACUUCUUCAUCCUUCAAGGAGUGGACGUAAAUAUCGAGUGUGACUUAGGUCAGACUCCUCUUCAUACAUCAGCUGUAAAUGGCUAUGCUGACAUCUUAGAGAAGUUCAAAUCAAACGGAUCUGAUGUGAACAAGAGAGAUAACACUGGGUGCACACCAUUCAAUGCUGCCGUUAAAUAUGGUCAUCUACAUGCCGUCCAAUACCUCAUGACUGAAAAAUGGGAGCAGAACAGAUAUGAUGGUAUGACCCCACUCUAUGCCGCAGCAUAUUUUGGUCAUUUAGACAUCGUCAAAUUAUUCAUAACCUGUAACGCUGAUAUGAACGAAGAAGGAGAUGAAGGUAAAAUUCCUCUCCACGGUGCUGCUGCUCAAGGCCACAUGAAAAUCAUAGAAUAUCUCAUUCAACAAGGAUCCAAUGUGAACAGGAAAGAUAACACUGGGCUGACUCCAUUCAACGCUGCCAUUCAAAAUGGUCAUCUAGAAGCAGUCAAAUAUCUCGUGUAUAAGCAAGCGAAUCAAAACAGAUAUGCUGGUAUGACCCCACUCUAUGCCGCAGCAAAUGUUGGUCACUUAGACAUCGUCAAAUUCGUCAUAUCCAAUGGUGCUAAUGUGAACGAAGAAAAUGAUGACGGGAGAAUUCCUCUCCAUGGUGCAGCUACCAGAGGUUCCAUGAAAGUGAUGAAAUAUCUCAUUCAGCAAGGAUCUGAUGUGAACAAGAAUGAUUGCAGAGGUUGGACGCCAUUACAUGCUGCAGUCAAACACAGCCAUUUAGACGUUGUCGAACUUCUCUUAGGGAAAGGAGCUAAGGGUACCAGUUUUGAAGGAUUGACCCCACUUUACAUCGCAGCACAGUAUGACCACGUCGAUGUGGUAAACUUCCUUGUUUCCAAUGGAUAUGAUGUGAACGAAAGAAAUGAAUAUGGCAAGGUUCCUCUUCAUGCAGCAUGUUUCAAUGGCAACAUGGAUAUCGUGAAAGUUCUCGUUAACCACAACUCUAAUUUCAAUGAACAAGAUCAUAAUGGACGGACACCACUCGAAGCCGCUGCACAAAAAGGACAUCAGGAUUUAGUACAUUACCUUGUAUUGAAUGGAGCAGACAUGAACGUGAGGGACAUAGAUGGUCUGACGCCGCUCCGAGCAGCAGCAAACACAACCCAUCCACAUGCGAUAGAAGGUAUCCCACCUUCUAGAGGUGACCCGGAUGAGGAAGAAACAGGAGAUCCAGAACCUGGAGGACACCAGAAGCUAAUCACAAGAGGAUAUAUGACGGUAUCACUGACAGAUACAGACACGCAGUCUCGUAUAGGACAGUUAUCAUCUCACGUAUAUGAUACAGCGGAUAGGAAUGACUGCAAUCAAGCUGAUAAUUCGAAGAGAGGAGACAAUAAGCUCUCCUUGAAGAAUCUUCCCAGACUGAUCCCUGACGCUGCAGAAGGUGGUAAUGGAGAACGCAACCCUUUAGUUCAUGCUAAGCUGAAGUAUCCUGACAAAGGUGAACAAGAUCCGAUGCUAGAUCAGAUGGAGCCAAUUAAGUGCACCGGGACAAAGACAAGAGACACCAAAAGAAAUGACACAGACUACCCUUCCCCGCGUGGACCUCAGACGUGGCAAUACAGCGGAUUUGAUUCACCCUCUCUACAAACCAUGGAGACUGACAGUCACCCGUCUGAAGAACCGAAAUCCAGAUGUCACUCACUAAUUGACGAAAACAAGGAAAUGAGAGUGAGUGGUUAUUAA